Molecule: messenger RNA, 939 nt
Organism: Aspergillus saccharolyticus JOP 1030-1
Lineage: Eukaryota; Fungi; Ascomycota; Eurotiomycetes; Eurotiales; Aspergillaceae
Product: metallophosphatase domain-containing protein
Exons: 1
Coding region: 1-939 (312 amino acids)
Molecular function (GO): hydrolase activity
Source: RefSeq, a predicted model, not a curated record
AUGAGCUCGAACUCGCCGACCAAAACACGCUUCCUCAUCCUAUCCGACACCCACAACAUCAGUCUCCCACCAGAGUACAUCUCCAACCAUGACGCCGACGUAGUGAUCCACUGCGGCGACCUGACCCAAUCCUCUAUGCUCGACGAACUUCAAGCCUCGAUCAACUUUCUCCAACAAAUCGACGCACCGCUCAAACUUGUCAUCCCCGGCAACCACGACUUCACCCUGGACACGCCCUUCUUCCGUAGCAUGGUCGAGAAAGACACCGCCCACCUCAGGCCCGAGGCGAUUGCAAAAGCGUACGGCUCAUACGGCGAAGCCAAGCAGCUCUUCAUGUCGCCAGACGCGAAAGCCGGCGGCGUCCGGUUGCUCGACGAAGGGACGCAUCACUUCACGCUCCGCAACGGCGCAUCCCUCACUGUGUACGCGAGUCCCUACACUCCCUCUUUGUGGAAUUCGGGUUUUCAGUAUAAGCGAUCUGAGGGUCAUCACUUCGAAAUCCAGCAGAACGUCGACGUAGCCGUGACGCAUGGCCCUCCCCGGGGUGUCAUGGAUCUCACUGCCUCGGGCCAGCAGGCCGGGUGUCUGGAACUGCUUGCGGCUGUCGCUCACGCGCGGCCGCGCAUGCAUUGCUUCGGACAUAUUCAUGAGGGUUGGGGGGCGAAGCUGGUAACGUGGGAGGAGAAAGUCGGCGAGUGCUCGUCGCCUUCUGUUGGCAUCAAUGAAGACCGAUCUGUGGUGAUUGCGAGCUUGUCAACUUUGCCUUCGCAAGGUCAAGGCUUCUAUCGCACCAGUCAUUGUGAGCGUGACGAGUAUCCGCUGGUUGCCGGGUCGCAAACACUGUUCGUUAAUGCCGCGACUGUGGGCUUGGAUGAGGCUUCUGUGCAGCCACCUUGGCUGGUUGAGUUAGAACUUCCGCUGGCGAAAUCCUUGAUUUGA